UCUCCGAAAGUGUGUGUCAUUCAUGGGAUUGACCUGCUCCGGAAGCCCGUAUCUCUCGAGGUGUGGUGGAAAAUUGUGUGAAAGAGCCUGAGAAACAGCCCAAUGGCUGCCACCCUGAAGCCCUACCUGACCGCCGUUCGUCACACGCUGACGGCGGCGAUGUGUCUGUCCAACUUCUCCUCCCAGGUCGUGGAGCGGCACAACAAGCCCGAGGUGGAGGUGAAGAGCAGCAAGGAGCUGCUGCUCACGCCCGUGGUGAUCUCGCGGAACGAGAAGGAGCGCGUGCUGAUUGAGACCAGCGUGAAUUCCGUGCGCGUGAGCAUCGCCGUGAAGCAGGCGGACGAGAUCGAGAAGAUCCUCUGCCACAAGUUCACGCGCUUCAUGAUGAUGCGCGCGGAGAACUUCAUCAUCUUGCGCCGGAAGCCCAUCGACGGCUACGACAUCAGCUUCCUGAUCACCAACUUCCACACUGAGCAGAUGUACAAGCACAAGCUCGUGGACUUUGUCAUCCACUUCAUGGAGGAAAUCGACAAGGAGAUCAGCGAGAUGAAGCUGGCCGUGAACGCCAGGGCGAGGAUCUGCUCUGAGGAGUUCCUCAAGCGCUUCUAGACACACACACAGGCAUUUCCUUCAACACCAGUUGUAUUCCGCAAUCUUUUGUAUUGGUACUGUUCAGUUCUACACAUAAAUUAUAUCGAGAGACGAAAGAAAACCAGGGAAACACU
Phlebotomus argentipes is the source of this 725-nucleotide messenger RNA. RefSeq names its product actin-related protein 2/3 complex subunit 4. Gene Ontology annotation, molecular function: actin filament binding. Gene Ontology annotation, biological process: Arp2/3 complex-mediated actin nucleation; actin filament polymerization. The transcript is spliced from 2 exons. Gene Ontology annotation, cellular component: Arp2/3 protein complex; actin cytoskeleton. The record is from RefSeq and is a predicted model, not a curated record. Bases 103 to 609 code for a protein of 168 amino acids. Lineage: Eukaryota; Metazoa; Arthropoda; Insecta; Diptera; Psychodidae.